UCAUGGUUCAUUGCAUUUCAAUAAUGACCCAUUAAUUAAUUAUUUACUGAAUUAAUGUGAGCUCACUGCAACACAACACCACCAAAACCAGCACCACCCCCCUCUCUAUCUCUUUUCUCCCUUGUUGCCGUUGAACUUCCUUAACCUAAAAAUGUCCAAUUCUAUCUCCGACCCGACCCGAAUAAUUCACUCUCAGGAUCCGAAUACCACCGCGGACCCUCAGGUUCCGCUUCGGAACCUUUCCCAGGUUCGGAACAGAAUGGAUUCUCUACAACACUUCCUAUCUCAAUCCAUCAAUACCAACACUCCCCUCACCGUCGAUCAAAUCGCCAUGGUCUCCAGCCAGAUCCUCUCCUCCAUCCACCAAGUCAUCGUCAACGGCGCCGCCCUCGUCUCUUACUCUCAGAAUUCCAUCGCCGCCGGAGCACCGGAUCCACCGCCGUAUCCGAAGAAGCCGAAGCCGGAACCUUCAGUUGCCGAUAAAGCGAAGCAAACACUCGAUUCCAAACUCGAGCCUCUCGAAGGCGACGACAGCGAAAUCGUGGAGCUCGACGCCGUCGAAAUCCUCGCGGAGCACAUGCACUUUUGCGAGAUCUGCGGGAAAGGCUUCCGGCGCGACGCGAACCUCCGCAUGCACAUGCGCGCGCACGGAGAACAGUUCAAGACGGCGGAGGCGCUGGCGAAGCCUUCGGAGAAAGCCUCGUGGCUGCGUGCGACGCGGUUCUCGUGUCCGUUCGUAGGCUGCAACCGGAACAAGCUCCACCGGCGGUUCCGGCCGCUGAAAUCGGUGAUUUGCGUGAAGAACCACUUCAAGCGAAGCCACUGCCCGAAGAUGUACACGUGCGAGCGGUGUCGCAAGAAGCACUUCUCGGUGCUCUCGGAUUUGAGGAGCCACUUGAAGCAUUGCGGAGGAGAGGCCAGGUGGAAGUGCACGUGCGGGACCACGUUCUCAAGGAAAGACAAGUUGUUUGGCCACAUUGCGCUGUUUGAGGGCCACGCGCCUGCGCUCGCGUGUGACGAAGAGGGUAAAGGGAAACAAAUGGUGGAGGACGACGAAGAUCCAAUGUUGAUGAGUGAAAGUGGAUUUGAAUUGGAUGAUUGUUUUUUGGAUCAAGAGUUUCCCGAAGGCUUCUUUGAUGAUUUUGGGUCCAUUGAUGACUACUGUUAAGGUAAGUGUUUUAGGGUUUCCUAGUAAUAGACUUUGAUUAUGUAUGUGUAUUUAGGGAAUAUUCAUAUUCAAUUGCUAGAUUUGUAUUUAUGUCCCUAUGUUAUUGAAGGAUUAAAAUUAAACAGUGUUUAUAACACAGGAUGGAAAUAAACGAUUAAUUUUAUUUUUG
Glycine soja is the source of this 1337-nucleotide messenger RNA. RefSeq names its product zinc finger protein STOP1 homolog. The record is from RefSeq and is a predicted model, not a curated record. The transcript has a single exon. Bases 152 to 1168 code for a protein of 338 amino acids. Gene Ontology annotation, biological process: response to aluminum ion; response to acidic pH. Lineage: Eukaryota; Viridiplantae; Streptophyta; Magnoliopsida; Fabales; Fabaceae.